AUGCGCACCAAGCGCAACAAGUCACGCGCGGAAUGUCGCCGCAGGAAUGCUCUGCGACGUGCCCAAAGCAAUGAACAACAAAACAUCGCGGUCCCCGGCCCUGUCAGGGCAGAAAGCGACGCUCCAACACGCCCGGAAGCUUCCAGUCAGAGCAUAGGUGCGCAGAAUGAGAGUCAGACUCCCCGAAAUGAUGCGCCUCUUCAAAGUGAAGCCACUCAACAUGGCAAUCCCCAACGCGACACGAGCCAGGGCGACCCCGGUCUCCAAGACUUCCGUCCCAUUGUGCAGAAUUACAAUCUGCUACGCAUUCUUCCAGUCAUCGAGAUCUCAAGUGAUCCCACACUCUUCAUCCGUAACCCUCGCAAAGAUGGCCCUUAG
Messenger RNA from Fusarium musae, 378 nucleotides. RefSeq lists its product as uncharacterized. The coding region runs from base 1 to 378 and encodes 125 amino acids. The record is from RefSeq and is a predicted model, not a curated record. The transcript has a single exon. NCBI's taxonomy places the organism in Eukaryota, Fungi, Ascomycota, Sordariomycetes, Hypocreales, Nectriaceae.